AUGGAAAACGGCACGGGGCAGGAGCCAGAGACCCCCGAGCCACCUGCCGCUGAGGGCACCUCAGCCCCCCGGCGCCCCCGUGCGCGCCCCAGGCUGGUGUUUCACACACAGCUGGCCCACGGCAGCCCCACGGAGCGCAUCGAGGGCUUUACCAACGUCAAGGAGCUCUACGCCAAAAUCGCCGAGGUCUUCAGCAUCUCUCCCACCGAGAUCCUCUUUUGCACGCUCAACACGCACAAAGUAGACAUGCAGAAGCUGCUGGGGGGACAGAUUGGCCUGGAGGAUUUCAUCUUUGCCCACGUCCGGGGCGAGACAAAGGAAGUGGAGGUGACCAAGACCGAGGACGCGCUUGGCCUCACCAUCACAGACAAUGGGGCCGGCUACGCUUUCAUCAAGAGGAUCAAGGAGGGGAGCAUCAUCAACCGCAUCCAGACGGUGUGUGUGGGUGACAGCAUCGAGGCCAUCAACGACCACACCAUCGUGGGAUGCCGGCACUACGAGGUGGCCCGGAUGCUGCGGGAGCUGCCGCGGGCUGAGCCCUUCACCCUCCGCCUCGUGCAGCCCAAAAAGGCCUUUGACAUGAUUGGGCAGAGGACGCGGAGCAGCAAGUUCCUGGGCGAGGGCAGAGUGGGCAGCGGGAAGGAAACGCUGCGGCUGCGGGCACAGGGCCUGGCCACGCUGGAGGAGGGG
Eurypyga helias (sunbittern) is the source of this 690-nucleotide messenger RNA. It is a transcript of the gene GIPC3, whose product is annotated as GIPC PDZ domain containing family, member 3. The record is from RefSeq and is a predicted model, not a curated record. The annotation marks the transcript as partial. The transcript is spliced from 4 exons. Lineage: Eukaryota; Metazoa; Chordata; Aves; Eurypygiformes; Eurypygidae. Gene Ontology annotation, molecular function: protein binding.